Polychytrium aggregatum is the source of this 2091-nucleotide messenger RNA. RefSeq lists its product as uncharacterized. Gene Ontology annotation, cellular component: cytoplasm; phenylalanine-tRNA ligase complex. NCBI's taxonomy places the organism in Eukaryota, Fungi, Chytridiomycota, Chytridiomycetes, Polychytriales. The record is from RefSeq and is a predicted model, not a curated record. Gene Ontology annotation, molecular function: ATP binding; phenylalanine-tRNA ligase activity; magnesium ion binding. The transcript is spliced from 12 exons. Bases 54 to 1823 code for a protein of 589 amino acids. Gene Ontology annotation, biological process: phenylalanyl-tRNA aminoacylation.
CGCCCCGAUCUCACCGCUGCUGCCUCCGGCCUGACCCUCAGCCCCGCGAAGCCAUGCCCACCGUCAACGUCGACAAGGAAACGCUCUUCAAGGAGCUUGGUCGCUCUUACACUACCAGUGAGUUUGAGGAACUCUGUUUCGAGUUUGGUAUCGAGCUAGAAGAUGAUACAUCGGAGCGUGAGAUGGCCACGAAGGAGGUUGGUGCCGAGAAGGCCAAGGAUCUUUCGGAUCGCCCCAUCUAUCGAAUCGAUAUCCCUGCCAACCGCUACGACAUGCUCUGUGGCGAAGGUAUUGCCAGAGCGCUUCGCACUUAUCUCGGCCUCCAGAAGCCGGUUGAAUAUAAGCUAGCGACCCCGAAGAAGCUGGAGCAGCUCCACGUCAAACCCGAGACCGGUGCCGUCCGUCCUUUUGUUGUUGCUGCCAUUCUCCGCAACAUCACCUUCGACCAGUUGGCGUAUGACAGUUUCAUUGAACUUCAAGAGAAGCUCCACAACAACAUCUGUCGCAAGAGAACUCUUGUUGCGAUAGGCACGCAUGAUCUCGAUACGAUUGUCGGGCCGUUCUCAUACGAAGCCCUCAGGCCCUUGGAUAUCAACUUUGUUCCACUGAACCAAGCAAAGUCCAUGAAUGGCGAAGAGCUCAUGACCUUCUAUGAGGCUGACCGUCGCCUCAGCAAAUAUCUUCCCAUCAUUCGAAGUGAACCUCGCUACCCUGUGAUUUACGAUAGCAAGCGCACGGUCUUGUCGCUUCCCCCUAUCAUCAACGGUGAUCACUCCAAGAUUCGUCUGACGACCAAAAAUGUCUUUAUCGAAUGUACCGCCACGGAUCUGACCAAAGCCAAAAUCGUCCUCAAUACCGUUGUAACUAUGUUUUCGCAAUACUGUGCGGACAAGUACACCAUCGAACCCGUUGAGAUUGUCCAGCCAGACGGAACGUCAGCCGUGUAUCCCGACAUCUCGAACCGUAAAAUGGAAGCCAGCGUCGACUACAUCAACAAAUCGAUUGGAAUCAAGCUACCCGUCGAUGAUGUCGCAAAGCUACUCACGAAGAUGUCGCUGUCUGCGCGCUACUCAAAGGACAGACGCACCGUUCAUGUCAGCAUUCCCCCAACCCGUAGCGAUGUCCUCCAUCCCUGCGAUAUCAUGGAGGACGUGGCCAUUGCCUACGGAUACAACAACAUUCCCAAGACUGCCCCGAAAGCCAGCACAGUGGCCGCUCCUUUCCCACUUAAUAAGUUGACGGAUCUGCUGCGCCGUGAAAUGACUCUCUCUGGCUACACUGAAGUUUUGCCUCUGAUCUUGUGCUCCCAUGAUGAAAACUUUGCUUUCCUCAACAAAAAAGAUGGCGGUGAAGCCAUCCAACUUUCGAACCCGAAAACCAUCGAAUAUCAGGUUGUCCGCACGAGCUUGUUGCCCGGAAUCUUGAAGACUGUUGCCCACAACAAGAAGCUCCCCCUACCUUUGAAGGUCUUUGAGGUUUCUGAUGUGGCCUUCAAAGAUGACAGCAUCGAGAGGCGCGCUCGCAACCAACGAAACCUUUGUGUUGUCUACUCUAACAAGACAUCCGGAUUCGAGAUAAUCCAUGGUGUCCUGGAUCGUUUGAUGGCCAUGUUGGCUGUUCCCCUCGGCCGUAUCGGCGAGGACGCAGGAUAUUACAUUGCCGAAAGCGAGAAUCCCACCUACUUUCCAGGACGAAGAGCCGACGUGUACUACAACGGCAACGUGAUCGGCUCGAUGGGCAUUGUCCAUCCGGAUGUAUUGUCAAAGUUCGAAAUCGGCUUUCCCUGCACUGCCUUGGAAAUCAAUGUGGAGCACUUUUUGUAACACAUGAGCUAUUCAGACGUCACAAGCGACUAAGUGAGGGUAGAUCCUCCGCUCAAACGCCACAUCCGUCGAAGGCUUCAGACAUCAUUCUGGAACGUGAGAAAUCGACUGACCAUUCGUAGGAGAUGUGUAUCCCUCAGGACCUCUGUUGGAAGUUCGGAACUGGCGGCGAAAUUCAAAUAUUCGACUCUGCGUCAGAAAAGGUGAUGAAUACACAAGGAAAUACUUCCAACUGCAUUCUUACAUAAAUAGUGCGGCAAGAGAGGUG